AAAAAUAUAUAUAUAAUAGCUGAUAUUUUAACCAAGGGAAGAUUUCCAUUUUAAAGCAGAAAAAGUUGAAUUGUACCAAAAAAAUUCCUGUAAAGAAACCUCGGAGGAUCCUGCACAUGAUACUUUAGACGGACCUGCGAACUGAUACUUACAGAAAAAAUUACUCACAAAGCGAAGAAUAUGGAUACGAAAAGAUAUGAGCAUUAGAAAUAACAUCAACAAGAGUCAAAGGACCAUUGACCGCCUAUUAACACAAUGAAGUAAUGAAUCAUAACAAGGCAGAGGUUUUCUUAAUGCCUAUGUACUUCAGAGUAAGCAGGGCCAGCGACUGAAUAUAAUGAAUCAUAGAAAUAAGAAGAAUCAAAUAUCGUCAUUUCCGAGUUUAUCUCAAAUAAGAUAUGUAAUUGAGCAAUCACAAGGACUAUCGUUCGCCUGUUACACGAACAGAGCAUGCGAAGAUACUAAUCGGAUUGAGACCAGAAAUUCUAAUUCAAGGAUAUGUGAAUGCUCAAAUUGUACAGCUUUACCUAAUUUAACCGAAUGUGGCGUCUGUUUAGAACCUCUGCAGGGACACAGAAUCGAAUCAUGUUCUAUUUGUUCGAAUUUAAUUUGUCGGAGUUGUGCUUCGCGACUUGCUUCUUGUGCAUUCUGCAGGACAGCAUUGCCCAUGCAAAGAAAUCGUGCACUCGAAAGGCUUUUAGACAGAUUAAUUCUUCCUUGUAAAAAUUCGAGGUAUGGCUGUGAAGUUCUUUUGAGCGUGGAACACAGAUUCGAGCACGAAGAAAUUUGCAAUUUUUCGAUAAUAAUGUGCCCUCAGGGUUUGGAAUAUUGCUCUUGGCGUGGCUCACUUUGUCAAAUCGCAUCUCAUAUGAGAACUGCCCAUAAGCUUGAAGCUCUUCAGGAUGUUGGUGUCAGCGUCGAAAUUUAUAACUUUCGAAAAAAAGCAGAAGCAGUGGACGGUCGCCAAUACACGAUUUGUCUCGCCUGCCACGAUCAGUUAUUUUACGCCAAGAUUACUGUCUUUAAGGGAAGGCUGAAAAUCUCUUGUAUUAAACUGGGGUACACUAAAAUAAUACAAGUGAUAACUUCUUUACCAAAGUACGGGGUCUCGAUCAAGAUCCACGGUAGUUGUAAAAGUAUGAAAGGCGUUUUACCAUUUGAAAAGCAUUUGUAUGACACUCGCGAGAUAGUCAUCAAGGCCCAAAGACUCUAUUCAAAUGUGGACGAUAUCGAUGAAAAAGAUUUAGUUAGAAUUGACCUUUCUAUCAAACAGGUCAAUAAAUGUUCUUGAAAAUGUCUCGCUACAUAAAGUUUGUAAAUUCUGUACAUAAAAUGGAACUUUGUAAAUUGUUAGAAUCUAAAGAUUUCACAUUCAGAAUGAAACUUAGGUAUGUAAAUACACAUUGGGCUUGUAAAUUCUUUACCCUGUUAUUACGAAUUCUUCUGAAUAAACCUGUAUUUCUAUA
This is a messenger RNA of Belonocnema kinseyi, 1466 nucleotides long. Its product is annotated as E3 ubiquitin-protein ligase SIAH1B-like. Lineage: Eukaryota; Metazoa; Arthropoda; Insecta; Hymenoptera; Cynipidae. Gene Ontology annotation, molecular function: ubiquitin conjugating enzyme binding; ubiquitin protein ligase activity; zinc ion binding. Gene Ontology annotation, cellular component: cytoplasm. The transcript has 6 exons. The record is from RefSeq and is a predicted model, not a curated record. The coding region runs from base 338 to 1291 and encodes 317 amino acids. Gene Ontology annotation, biological process: proteasome-mediated ubiquitin-dependent protein catabolic process; multicellular organism development.